Molecule: messenger RNA, 3741 nt
Organism: Motacilla alba alba
Lineage: Eukaryota; Metazoa; Chordata; Aves; Passeriformes; Motacillidae
Gene: SHTN1
Product: shootin 1
Exons: 17
Coding region: 159-2042 (627 amino acids)
Source: RefSeq, a predicted model, not a curated record
CAUGUGCAGAGCGGAGCGGGCCGGGCCGCUCGCCGCGCCCGCCGCGCCCCGGGGCUGCGGCCGCCGCCGCCCGCCCGCUGCCAGGUGAAGCCGCGCUCGCUGGGGCGGAGCGCAGCGGGGCAGCCGCCGGCCCGUGGCGGCGGCGGCGGCGGGGCAGGAUGAACAGCUCCGACGAGGAGAAGCAGCUGGAGCUCCUCGCCAGCCUGAAGGACCAAGCUAUUGGCGAAUAUGAAGAGCUUAGAGCAGAAAAUAAGAAAACUAAGGAAGAGUGUGACAAAAUCAAGCAAGAACGAGAUGAGGCUGUCAAGAAGCUGGAGGAGUUUCAGAAAAUUUCUCACAUGGUUAUUGAGGAAGUGAACUGUAUUCAGAACCAUCUUGAAAUUGAGAAGACAUGCCGUGAAAGUGCUGAGGCUUUGGCUUCUAAGCUGAACAAAGAAAAUAAAACCUUGAAAAGAAUUAGUAUGCUUUGUAUGGCCAAACUGGGCCCAGAAAUUAUCACUGAAGAGAUUAACAUUGAUGAGGAUGAAUCAUCCACGGAUACAGAAGCUACCUCUGGAUCAUGCAAUUCUGUGCACUGUCAGCAGCAAAUAAAAGAGCUGCGAGAUCAAAUCGUAUCUGUUCAUGAGGAAAAGAAGACCUUGGCCAUUGAACUGGAAAACCUGAGGUGCAAACUUGCAGAAGUAAUUGAAGAAGUAAAUAAGUUGAAAGAAGAAAAGGCUGUUUUGACAACCGAAGUUAAUAAGCAACAAAAGCUGUUGGAGAAAUGUAACAGAGUGUCUGUGCUGGCAGUAGAGGAAUAUGAAGAGCUUCAUGAAAACUUUGAGCUGGAAAAGAACCUGCGGAAGAAGGCAGAGUCGUUUGCACAGGAGAUGUUUAUUGAGCAAAACAAGAUGAAAAGGCAGAGUCAGUUGCUUCUGCAAAAUUUUGCUCCCGAUCAACAACUUUUGAAGGCUUUGGAUGACAAUGCUAAGCUAACCCACACAUUAGAAGAAGAGAGGCUUCAACACCAGCAAAAGAUUAAAGAAUUAGAAGAGCAGCUAGAGAAUCAGUCACUGCACAAGGAGAUUAGUCGCCUUAAACAGCAACUAGAACUUUUGGAAGAAGAUAAAAAAGAACUGGAGCUGAAGUGUCAGCAUGCAGAAGAAAAAGCUAGGGACCUAAAGCACUCAGUUGAUGAGCUUCAGAAGCGAAUCCAGCAGUCUGAAAAUCCUGCCCCGCCUCCGCCGCCGCCUCCUCCGCCACCUCUCCCUCCUCCUCCUCCUCCCAACCCCAUACGGUCUCUCAUGUCAAUGAUUCGCAAGAGAUCUCACUCCAACACCAACGUGAGCAAGAAGGAGAAACCUCCUCAGCAGGAGUCAGCAGGUGAAGAAGUUACAGAUCUGAAGAGGCAAGCUGUGGAAGAAAUGAUGGACAGGAUUAAAAAGGGAGUUCACCUGAGACCAGUCAACCAGUCAAGCAGGCCUAAAACAAAGCCAGAAACACCAAAGCCCUCUGAAAGUGCAAUGAAAGAGCUAAAAGGGAUUCUGGAAACACUGAAUAAAUCCACCAGUUCCCGAAGCUUGAAGUCCCUUGAGACAGACAGUGGUGAGACAGAGCUGGAGCGAGUCCUGCGACGCCGGAAAGUGACCACUGACCAGGACAGUGGCAGUCCCACUGGAAUCUUGGCCACAUCAGAAUCAAAGUCUCUGCCUGUGCUGGGUUCAGGAGCCAGUGCCCCACAGGCAGCACUGAACAAGAAAGAUGUGGAGACAGAUUUCACCUCCAAAGUACCCAACUCAGGUCCUGUCCCCAACCAGCCUAAGGGUGCUACAGGCUCCAAGCCUACUUUACAAUCAACUAGUCACACAGAACUGACAAGAAAAGCUUCUAGCAGUGAAAAAGAGACAGAAUCCGUGGUAGUUUUAGAUCCUGUGUCCACCAGUGGGGAUCAAAUGUCUGAAAAUGCCCUGAACCAGAACAAAGUGAAAGAGGAAAAAAGCAAGCCACUGCAUAAAGAAACUAACGUUGGGAAAAUAAAAGAAACAGAUAGUUCUAGCUGUUAAUUGUUACUCUGCAAGGCUGUACCUUUUGGGAAUCAUUAUCUGGACAUGUGAAUUGCUUAGGUGUGUUACUAGGGGCCACGGUCUGUACUCCAGACAGAAAUAAUACAGAUUGGAAUGGUCUUUUGUAUGCAGCUUUUGUUACAUGCACUGAAGUGUUAAAUAACUGUGUGUCACUCAAAAUCCCUUUCCCAUUUUAAUUUUGCAGGUAUGGUUAUUAAUUUCUUAGAUUGUGUCAGUUACCUUUAAAAAUGGAUUUGAAGAGGCUUUUUUAACUCUUCUUUUAUUGAGAAGAUGCCUUGUUGAAGGUCUGUUCCAAAGCUUGCCAGAAGCCCCUUGCAUUCCUCUUGAGCUGGACAGGUUUGGGUUAGGCCCUGUAAGUGAUUACACCCUCAUCAGCUUCAGUAUGGGGGUGUUACUAAUUAUUAAUAAAAAUGUGUUUAGACACGUUUCUCUAAAAAUGUUUUGAUACCCACUUAAACCAAUAUCUUGUUGGUCUCCUGCCUGCUGUCCCCACACAGGGAGGAAAUGAAAAGCACAAGCACAACCCUUCUGUUUCAGAUUGCCAGGGGACAGAGACUGAAAUGCAGAGGCAGUGCAGCAUCUCAUUGUAGUACCAAGAUUUUUGGCAGCAAUAGCCCCAGUCAGGGGUUUGUGGGCUGGGACUGGAGCUCUCAUUUGGGUUAAAAGCUUUGCAAAGAAAGACUUGCUCCUGAGUUUUAUUUUAAUGUUACACAGCAGCUCUUGGAACUGCUGCAGCCGGAGUCUGUUUUUACUGCUGCACAAAAAUAACUUGCCUUAGGCUCCAGUGGGUAUGGGCUGCAUUUGGGAUUCAGUCUAGGACUGAAAGUUAUUGGGAAUCAUCAACAUUCUGAAAGCUCACAGUGCUCACAAAUGAGCCCUUGCUUUGAACCUGGCACACACUGGUGGCAUUAAUUUCUUUAUUAGGUGACACUUCAGGUGUCUGGAUUUGAUAACACAAAUCCCAGUUUCCCUCAGCCCUUAUUUCCUAUGACAAGGGUGAGAUAGGAACAUCAUUGAUUUGCUCCACUGCCAAUUCACAUUCCAUUGCAGUCUCUUUAAAUUCAGCACAGUAUCUCAUUCUUUUAUAAUGAACAAAUGGAAUCAGGGAUUUACCUAAAGAUUGGUGUAACUGAAAUUGGGUGGGCACGUACUUGAAUGCACUUGGAUUCUUUUUUAUUUAAUUAUUUGAAACAGUGAUAGUAUUGAAGGAUGAAUGUUCUGAGUUUGUUGGUUUGGCUCUGCAUGCAACUGUCUGGUGCUUUUCCUAAAAAUAAAAUGAUAGUAAUGAGUGUGGUGGUUUCACAUCUAUUUUGGUGGUUUUUGCAUGUUUGCUACGAAAAUCUUGGACUUGAUCUAAUGACUGAAUUACAUACAGUUCAUAAACUUGUGGAAAUUUGUCUCUCACUGUUAUUUUCAUUUCUUGGGGACAGUUGGUUCUGGUUGUUAAUUUUUUACUUAGUUGUCUGUUACACUGAACUUAAAAUGCAAAAUUUCAUAUAUGUAUUUGUUUCUCAAAUUAUUGCUGCUGUAUUAUAUGUUCAGAUUUUCAAAUUAUGCAAAACCCAGAAGUUUUUCAAGAAGCAUUUCUUUUACUUAAACUGUUUUGUUACCUAGAACAUAAAUUAUUUCUUUAACUUUUCAUUGUUGCUUAUUAAAAAGACUCCUGACAAGUUUCCCA